AUGGGGCCGCUGCUGCUCGGCGUGUGCCUGGGCCUGGCCUGGGCCGGGCAGGACCGCAGCCCGGUGCCCGUGCAGCCCGGAUUCAGCCCCGAGCAGGCGGAGGGAGCCUGGCACACCGUCGCGCUGGGAGCCUCCCGCCCGUCCGCCGUCCAGGAGGGCGGCGCCUUCCGCUGCUUCAUGACCGACGUCAGGGGCCUGGGGAACGGGGACCUCAACGUCACCUACUUCCACAGAAAAGACGGCGAGUGCGUCAAGGAAUUCUACAUCGCAGAGCGGACGGAUGCGCCGGGCCGCUACACCUUUGAGUACCAAGGCACCGUCUACCUGACGUUUGUGGUCCUGAACGACGACUUCGCCAUCAUGGACUUGGAAAACCACGGCGCAGACGGCGUCCUCGUCGUGGUCGAGCUCCACGGCAGGAGCGUGUCCGCGGGCCGCCGCGGGCUGGAGGCCUACGGGAAGCACGUGGCCAGCAGGGGCCUGCGGCCGAGCGACACGGUGGACCUGGGUCUCGAGCGUAAGCCCCCCGCGCAGCCCUGCUUCUCGCUGGAACCCGAGCCGCCCUGGCCCUGGGGAGAUGCGACUCCCUGGAGUCGUAGGUCCCGCUGGGCCCUGGAGCCGGCCUCUCCUGUGACCUCCACCUCGGACGCCUCCUGA
Messenger RNA from Perognathus longimembris pacificus (Pacific pocket mouse), 657 nucleotides. RefSeq names its product allergen Fel d 4-like. The transcript has 7 exons. NCBI's taxonomy places the organism in Eukaryota, Metazoa, Chordata, Mammalia, Rodentia, Heteromyidae. Gene Ontology annotation, molecular function: small molecule binding. The record is from RefSeq and is a predicted model, not a curated record. Bases 1 to 657 code for a protein of 218 amino acids.